GGAAUUAUACCAAACCCGAGGCCUGUGAGAACUCCCGAAGACAAGUUGUAUAAAACUCGGUACUGUGCGUACCAUAAGUCUCCAGGACACAAUACCGAUGAGUGUCUCGGUCUUUUGUCGGCACUCUUACGUUUAAUCGGGCAACCCCAGCUUCAAAAGUUUCGAAAUUUUGAUAACCGCCGGAAAGGAAGGCCCUUGGAUCUUUCAGACGACGAAGAUGAGGACAACCGACCUGCUAACCAGAAAAGAGCUCAUGCAAACGAUAAGGAAGUUUUUAUGUUUUCUACUCAUGUCGGAACUUCGGCCGACAACCACAGGAAACCUAAGAUAUAUGAUCCCGCAGAUUUUUUACAUUGCAUACCUCGAGUCAACUCCAAUAACAAACAGUUAGAUACGUCUCGACGGAAAGUCAAAGCUUAUGCUCGGGAAGCACAGAAUGCCGAGAAACGAGUCAUGAAUGUUGAUCUUCGAAAUACCAUCAACAAAUGGAAUUGCCCUAUCACGUUCAGUAUUGAAGACGCUAAUUUAUUCGCUCAUCCUCAUUCCGAUGCUCUUAUCAUAACCGCCCCGAUUGGGGGGAUUCCUGUUCAUCGGAUCUUGGUCGACACAGGAGCUUAUUCAAGCAUUUUAAUGCUCCGCACCUUCAAGAAAUUGGGUUUGGACCCAACAGACAUUAGACCGUGUAACGAUCAGAUUCAAGGUUUCAAUGGAAGCAUUUCUUGCCCUGUUGGCGAAAUAUUGCUCCCUAUUCGGUUUGGUGGCUUUGGGCCGAAAUCCAAGAUCAUUAUGGAAACUUUCAAAGUCUUGGAUGUCCAAAACGAAUAUAAUGCUGUAAUAGGACGAACCGCACUUUAUAAACUUCGUGCUGCUGUGUCAAUUUUUCAAA
This is a messenger RNA of Striga hermonthica, 886 nucleotides long. Lineage: Eukaryota; Viridiplantae; Streptophyta; Magnoliopsida; Lamiales; Orobanchaceae. The record is from the annotation of a GenBank genome assembly.